Messenger RNA from Malania oleifera, 2009 nucleotides. RefSeq lists its product as uncharacterized. Bases 240 to 1727 code for a protein of 495 amino acids. NCBI's taxonomy places the organism in Eukaryota, Viridiplantae, Streptophyta, Magnoliopsida, Santalales, Ximeniaceae. The record is from RefSeq and is a predicted model, not a curated record. Gene Ontology annotation, biological process: protein refolding; response to heat. Gene Ontology annotation, cellular component: cytoplasm. Gene Ontology annotation, molecular function: heat shock protein binding; ATP binding. The transcript is spliced from 11 exons.
AUGAAUAGCAUCGGGCCACAUCUUCGGUUCCCACUUCCCUUCCUCCCCUCUGGUUCACGGAGCAUUCACGUUCUUCCAUCCAUAGAAACUUCUCAUCAUCUUUCUCCAUCAGACGCAGGAAGAACGCUUUACAGAACCAGUUUUCAGACAACCCAAAAGGAAAAAUCAUCGCCGAAGUCUCCUUUCAGGUUUCCUGAAACUCUCCCCAAAGCUCGAACACUUACAGAAUUCAUGCUUCAAUGGCCAUCACUUCUCUCUAUUUCCACCCCCCUUCUCUCGGUUUUCCAUCAGCCGCAUCUUCCUCUGCAUCAUCAUUAUCAUCAUCUUCUUCUUCCGUCUUUAAUGGCGGGUCAGUUCUCAGGACCCACAAGGCCUUCCUCGCUCUCACCCCAUCUCCUUCUUCUUGUCAAGAUACGAAGAGGGUCUUCUCUACUCGCCCCGGAACGGUGAUUUCAGCUUCUUCCGACUACUAUUUCACUCUCGGGGUUUCCAAAUCCGCCAGCAAUAAGGAAAUCAAGGCUGCUUAUCGAAGGUUGGCUCGCCAGUACCAUCCUGAUGUCAACAAGCAGCCUGGAGCAACAGAAAAAUUUAAGGAGAUUAGUGCGGCCUAUGAGGUUCUAUCAGAUGAUAAAAAGAGGGCUUUAUAUGAUCAAUAUGGUGAAGCUGGAGUUAAGAGUGCAGUUGGGGGACAAGCUGGUGCUUAUACGACUAAUCCUUUUGAUCUAUUUGAAACAUUCUUUGGACCAAGCAUGAGUGGUUUCCCUGGUAUGGAUCAAAUGGGAUUUAGAACACGGCGUCGUAGUACCGUUACUAAGGGUGAAGAUAUACGUUAUGACAUGAUUCUAGAAUUUUCUGAGGCUAUCUUUGGAGCUGAAAAAGAAUUUGUGCUUUCCCAUCUGGAAACAUGUGAAGCUUGUGCUGGUACUGGAGCAAAAAUAGGUUCCAAGAUGAGAAUAUGCUCAGCUUGUGGUGGCAGGGGUCAAGUCAUGAGAACUGAGCAAACACCUUUUGGCAUGUUUUCACAGGUUUCUGUAUGUCCAAAUUGUGCUGGUGAUGGUGAAGUAAUUUCGGAGUACUGUCGAAAGUGCUCUGGUGAAGGACAUAUUCGUGUUAAGAAAGAUAUCAAAGUUAAAAUUCCUCCUGGAGUCAGCAAGGGCAGUAUUCUCAGGGUUGCGGGUGAGGGUGAUGCUGGACCAAAAGGGGGCCCUCCAGGAGAUCUUUUUGUAUAUCUUGAUGUAGAAGAGAUACCAGAGAUUCAAAGAGAUGGCAUAAAUCUCAGUUCAACAGUUUCUAUUAGUUAUUUAGAUGCAAUACUAGGGGCUGUUGUUAAGGUGAAGACAGUUGAAGGUAUCAGUGAACUACAGAUACCUUCGGGUACUCAACCAGGGGAUGUUCUAGUCUUGGCCAAGAAAGGUGCACCAAAGUUGAACAGACCCUCAAUACGUGGUGACCAUUUAUUCACAAUUAAAGUCACCAUACCAAGGCGUAUCGGUGUUAAAGAGCGUGAAUUGCUUGAAGAACUUGCUUUUCUAGUUAACAAAACAAGCAGCAGUCGAGGAACUCGCCCUAAGGCCCAGCCAACCCCUGAACGUGCUGAAGGCCAAGUGGAUGCUGUUACAGACAGAGCUGAGGAAUCAGGAGAUCAGAAUGACUUGUGGCAUAAGUUCAAAGAUUUUGCAGGGUCUCUUGCAAAUGGAGCUCUGAAAUGGUUGAAGGACAAUCUCUAAUCAAUUUUUUCCCCAUUACGUGAAAUCUAAACUCAUUUGUACCCACUACAUUUGUGUAAUGUCAGGCUAUAGGUGUUUUUUUUUUCACCUUUUGACUGGCCGCAGGACUCUGCUCCCUUUAGCCUCAAGGUUUUGAUCGAGCAUCCCCAGUGGGUAUUCUUUUAUUGUUUUUUCAUUUGUAAAUUAUGGUAUUGCGUGAAUUGAUACAGUUUCACCCAUUCAAGUGUAUCAAUUUGGUAUAAUAUAAGCAGGAUGGCAAGUGGCAAUAGCUAGUGAAUGUAA